Molecule: messenger RNA, 2426 nt
Organism: Guillardia theta CCMP2712
Lineage: Eukaryota; Cryptophyceae; Pyrenomonadales; Geminigeraceae
Exons: 8
Coding region: 173-2083 (636 amino acids)
Biological process (GO): glutathione biosynthetic process
Molecular function (GO): glutamate-cysteine ligase activity
Source: RefSeq, a predicted model, not a curated record
CUUUCGUUGCGGACACCUCUCCUCGUCCUCCUCUCCUCUCCUCUCUGUUCUUUCCCUCCUUAAAUCUAUUUUCUAUUCAAUAGCUCACUCUUCAUUUCCUCUCCUCCUCGCUUUCCUCGCUUUCUCGCUCAUCUCUUUCGCUCGGACUACUUGAGUUUUCACGUAUCCCAUCAUGGGUCUCUUGACAGUCGGACAACCCUUAUCCUGGAGCAGCACUAAAUCGAAAGCUGAGUACAUCCGUCAACACGGAAUAAUCCAAUUCGUGAACUCUUACAACAAGUAUAAGGAUAACAGCAAUGCACCCUUCCUUUGGGGUGAUGAGGUCGAAUUUUUUGUUUGCCAGAUGGAAGAGACCGAGAAGCGUGCGAGAUUGCCAUUCUCUGCUCCAGAAGUCAUUGCGAAGCUGGAAUCGAUCUCCGAGGAGGCGCUGGAUGACUCCGAGGGAGAGGUAAUGGCCAAGGAAAAGCUGGCUAUCUGGCAUCCCGAGUAUGCAAACUGGAUGAUUGAAGCAACUCCAGCUGCUCCAUAUGACGGAACGUUGGAUGGGAUCGUGCGGGUACAGGACAACAUGGCCAACAGGAGGAAGCUUUUGUUGAGCGUGCUCACCGACGGUCAAGAAGUGUUUACCCUCCCCGUCUUCCCGAGGUUGGGAUGCGAAUCGUUCACAGUGGAGGACGUGAAACCAGAUCCCAAUGGAGAAGUUUCCAAGUCGAUGUACAUUCCUGAUGCUUCCAUUCAGCCUCAUCCGAGGUUUCCAACUCUCACGAGGAACAUUAGGGAGCGCAGAGGAGAGAAGGUCCUGAUAUCAGUCCCUGCGUUCCAGGACAAGAAUACUGCGUCAACGAUGGAAACACAAGCCAAGAAGAUUCUUGAUAACGAGGGAGGCAAUGAGAUCCUUGCACAGCUUGGGGACAACUCUAUUUACAUGGAUGCCAUGGCGUUCGGUAUGGGGGCAGGAUGCCUGCAGGUUACUUUCCAAUCCGCGGAUGUCUCUCAGGCCCGAUUGCUUUACGACCAGCUAGCGGUUCUUGGACCUAUCAUGUUGGCUAUGACCGCAGCAAGUCCCAUCUGGAAAGGAAUUUUGGCCGACAUUGAUGCAAGGUGGAAUAUCAUCUCGGCAUCUGUAGAUGAUCGUCCCCGCGAAGAAAGAGGACCAAAAGAAUCCUCGGAGAACAAAGUGCUUCCCAAGUCACGUUACUCCACGAUUGAUUGCUACAUCUCUGAGUCGGACAUGAACCGGGAGCACUUCAACGACGUUGCGAUUCCCAUGGACGAAACCUCUUAUGAAGAUCUCCUCUCGCAAGGAAUUGAUUCCCGGAUGGCUAGGCACGUUGCUCACCUGUUCGUAAGGGACCCGUUGGUCAUCUUUGAAGACAAACUCUCCGUCAACAACGAGACUCAAACAGACCACAUGGAGAAUCUCUGGAGCACCAACUGGAAUUCCGUGCGAUUCAAGCCUCCUCCUUUGACAAACCCGCAUGGGAUCCAAUGGCGUGUGGAAUUCCGAACCAUGGAGCUGGGCUUAACGGAUUUUGAGAAUGCCGCUUUCUCGAGCUUUAUGAUCCUCCUUGCGCAAACAAUCGCUGCAAAGAAGCUGGAUCUGUACAUGCCAAUCUCUAAAGUCGAUGAGAACAUGGAUCGUGCUCAUAAGAGGAAUGCGGUUGAGAACCAGAAGUUUUAUUUCAGACAGUGUGUGGAUUGUCACCUUAGGGACGAGAAGCUUGACUCGCGCCCUUGCGUGAAGGAAUUCACCAUGGAUCAAAUUGUUAACGGCGAUUCGACUCUGGGGAUGAAGGGCCUUGUCGGCCUCGUUCGUGACUACGUGAACGAAAGGCCUGGAACCAAGGAAACUCUCUCACGUAUCGAACUGUACUUGGACUUCAUCUCCCUCAGGGCCAGCGGCAAGAUCCCAACCACGGCCGAAUGGCUGAGGCAGGAAGUGCUCUCCCAUGAAGCGUACAAGUUCGACAGCGUUGUGUCUGAGGAGAUCUGCUAUGACCUGCUCAUCAAGUGCAAAGCGAUUGCUGAGGGGCAAGCGAACGACAAGCUGUACGGAAAGCUAGCACCGAUGGUUGCGGAAUGAGUCCGAAUCGAACGAACCAGCUACCAAGGACAUGGUGGGGGCGGGAGAAAGUGAGUCAUCAAACAUGUUUCAGUCGCCCCUCUCUCCGCGAUCCAUUCAACGGUUGUGGGACGAGGGCACUGAAGGCUCGGGGGAAGCGACAGAGUCGUUGGGCUCCGUUUGGGGAGGGAACACUGGAUAUUUUACUUCAAACUGUGACCUCCAAUCGGGACAUGCGGCGAGAUGUGCAGGGUUUGGCCAGCAGUGCGUCUGUUUAGGUUGCACCUGUGCUGUGUGAGAAGCAUUUUUUAUUGUAAAGUAGAUGUAGUGUAGCGCUGUUGAAUAGAAAUUGUUUGUACUUACC